GUCACAAACAUGCGCCGCUCACACGCGACUCCUGCCUCUGCUGCUCAGGGUGAUGUGAGCGACAGGGGACAGAGGAGGGAGAGCAGGGGACAGGAAUGGCUGCUGUCCCCUCAGAAGUGUCUCACAUGCAGCUGAACGGAGCCUCAGAGCUGAUGGACCUGCUUCACAUCGACGUGGAGGCGGACGCAAUGGAGGACAGACCUGGGAGAGAAGAUGCUCUGUGUUCGAGGAACGUGUUGAGGAAGCAGAGGAACUGGGAGAGGCAGCUCGCUGUGAAGAGGAGCCGGAGGAGGGAAGAGAAGCAGAGGAAGAAGCUCAACCGUGAGCAGGAGUCAGGUGCCGGCGCCGACAGCCCUCAGUUCACCAAACGGGUCAUGAAGGCGAUCGCCAAAGAGCGUUUAGCUGAGGCUCAGUGCACCGGGCUCAGACUGUGUGUGGAUCUGAGUAUGGCCGACUGCAUGUCUGACAAGGAGAUCAGCCGACUGGCCGCGCAGCUGAGACGACUGUACGGCUCCAACAAGAAGGCGGCUCGACCGUUUCACGUGUUCCUGACCGAGCUCAGGGAGGACAGUCAUCUCUACAGAGAGUGCAUACGAAUGAACGAAGGCUUCCUCAACUACAUGAUCGACAUGACGGAGGAAAGCUGCCUCGACCUUUUCCCCACGGAAACGGUCGUCUACCUCUCUCCAGACGCUGAAGAAGUUUUGGAGACAGUUGAUUCUGACAAGGUCUACGUCCUCGGUGGCCUCGUGGAUGAAAGCAUCAAGAAGAAGUUGAGCUUCUGUCGGGCCCGAGACCUGAGCGUGUGCACGGCGAGGCUGCCGAUCGACGAGCACAUGGUGAAGAAAAACAACGCCAAGAAUUUCCACUCCAAGAUCCUGGCGGUGAAUCAAGUGUUCGACAUCCUGUUGACUUUCUGUGACACGGGCAGCUGGACGGAGGCACUGCGGGCAUGGUUCCCCCGGGGGAAGGGUUAUGUCGUUGCACCAGAUGACUCCUGACACAAGAAUGGCCAGUGAAAGAGAAUAAGACUCAAUGUGUUGAUGAGCUGACGGAAGCAAACACUGGUUGAGGAAAGAUUUUCUUUACACUGAAACCAAAUAGUUUACAAGCUGGGCUGCUGGUAUAUUUACUGGAACACCUCAGCCGCACUCCAGUUAUUUUCCAGUCAGUCAUUUUAAGUCCGUCAUCUUUCUGCUGCUGAGUCACUGUUGCCAUAGAAACCAGAAAUGAUCAUAUCUACAGUAACGUGAUCAGAUUUAGUUUUUGUUGUAUUUUCUGAUCGAACCAGCUUGAUCUGGUCUUCCUGUGGUUUUAUGCACUGACGUAUUGUUUUAAAAAAUAUCACAUAUUCUUAGAAUGUGAACGUGUUUUUUCUACUGAUUUACUUCCUGUAAAUAAACAAAGACUUUAACUUGCAGACUA
This is a messenger RNA of Hippoglossus stenolepis (Pacific halibut), 1425 nucleotides long. It is a transcript of the gene trmt10b, whose product is annotated as tRNA methyltransferase 10B. Gene Ontology annotation, molecular function: tRNA binding. Bases 96 to 1001 code for a protein of 301 amino acids. Gene Ontology annotation, biological process: tRNA N1-guanine methylation. The transcript has 9 exons. NCBI's taxonomy places the organism in Eukaryota, Metazoa, Chordata, Actinopteri, Pleuronectiformes, Pleuronectidae. The record is from RefSeq and is a predicted model, not a curated record. Gene Ontology annotation, cellular component: nucleus; nucleoplasm.